AUGCCAGCGGCGCGCGCGCGGGCGUCGCGCAAGCAUCUCACAGAAUAUCAGGGAUGGCCCAAAGGCAUCUACCCCAUGAGCGAUGGCUGGGUGCCACCUUGUUAUCCGAAAGAGGAGGAGCUGAUUGAGUACGAGGAAAAGAUGAAGGCCCGAAAGAAAGCGACGUUGGUGAAGCGUCACCUGUGCGUCAAGGAGCCUCAGCUGCAACGCCUCUCCAAGCGUGCUUUUGCUCAGAAGAGUGAAUACUCCAUGCUGGCCUACGCCAUCGCCGAGGGCGAGUACUCGGGUGAAGGUGAUGACCGGAGUUAUUUCGUCAUCGUGUUCUAUGAGCCUGCCAAGAAGAGUAAGGUGGAGCGCGCCUUCAAGUCCGUGGGCGCAGCACUGGCAGACUACGAACAGGUCGUGGUUGAUCCUGAUUCCAAGAUGGAGCAGGAGGAGAAGUUCAUGUUCGCACAUGGUGCCGGCGAUCCCGGUGAAUGUAUUCUGGGCGAGUACGAAUACCAAGUGGUACCGAAAGGAAGUCCGGAGUAUGACGACCCCUGGGGUCCAACACACCCAGAAGGAUGCCUUGGCCUCGUUGCAGCGGUUCCUUUCCACAAGACUGGAAGAUUUCUUUGGUAUGACUUAGGCGAGCUGCAGCUGCUCUGGCUUUUCUGGCCAGGCGUUGCCCCCAUCGAAUAUGCGGAAGGGGCACGCGUGGAGUUGAAGGUGAACAAGCUCACGUCUGUGAAGACGCAGCUGCCUUAUGGCUACUACACGCUGCCGUUCUGCAAGCCAGACAGCGGGAUCGUAGAAAGCGUGGAGAACUUGGGUGAGAUUCUGGCUGGAGACCUCAUCGAAAACUCGCCUUUCGACCUAAGGAUGGGUGAGGACGAGAAGUGCAAAAUGCUCUGCAAAAAGCCUCUAGAAGCUGCAGACAAAGAUAAAUUCCGAUCACGUAUCGAUGAUGAGUAUCUAGUGAACUUCAUCGUAGACAAUCUCCCAGCUGCCACGAAGUACGUUCGUAAAAGUGAUGGCGGAGAGUUUACGUACAUGAACGGCUUUCCGAUCGGCGUUCAGAAGGAUGGCAAGUACUACCUCUACAAUCACUUGAAGUUGGAUCUCAAGUACCAUUCGAGUGACACCUAUGAGGGUCACCGGAUUGUCGGCUUCGAGAUUGAGCCAAGGAGUGUCGUCCAGGCGACACAAGCAGAUCCCACCAAGCCUGGAGGCCUGAAGGCCGUCUGUCAGGAGGGAGCCGAUGCUCAGCUCAUGGAGCUCGACAUGUUCAACGAAGUCAUCUUCUCAUACGACGUAACUUGGGAGUACAGCGAGAAUCGGUGGGUGUCCAGAUGGGACAACUACUUGAAGAUGACUGGGGGCCAAAUUCACUGGUUCUCGAUCCUGAACUCCCUCAUGAUCAUGCUCUUCCUUUCGGGCAUGGUCGCCAUGAUUUUGCUUCGAACUCUGUACCGUGACAUCACCAAGUACAACGAACUAGCCACUGCCGAGGAAGCAGCGGAGGACUGCCACGUACAUGAAGUCGUCCCUUCCAAAAUUAGUCGAAACGCUGCAGCACUGCAGGAGACUGGCUGGAAACUCGUCCACGGCGACGUCUUCCGCAAGCCACGCUUCGGCCGCUGGGCCGAGUCGCUGCUUUGCUCGCGCCGCCUUGGCCAAGCGCUUGGCAGCUUCGAAAGUCUCAGACUUCUGAGGCAAGCUGUUGGCAGUCUCUGUCGGCUCGGGAGUCUGGGCCUGAGAUGCUGUCAAGGCUGCUCAAAAGCGGAAGUACAUGUGGCUUCCGUCAGUGGUGUGGAAAGCUGCCAGGUUGCAUGCUCCUGUGCACGAUUCGGAUUUUGCCAGCAGCACUUGAAGCCGGCAUGA
Molecule: messenger RNA, 1863 nt
Organism: Symbiodinium sp. CCMP2592
Lineage: Eukaryota; Dinophyceae; Suessiales; Symbiodiniaceae
Source: the annotation of a GenBank genome assembly